This is a messenger RNA of Lymnaea stagnalis (great pond snail), 2316 nucleotides long. The record is from the annotation of a GenBank genome assembly. NCBI's taxonomy places the organism in Eukaryota, Metazoa, Mollusca, Gastropoda, Lymnaeidae.
AACUAUGUUGUGAUUAGGUUUUUUAAAAAAGUUUUUUGUUAAAUAAGUAGGGCAAUAUGCAUUGUUUCAUAAUGGGAAAAAAAGUGGAAAAUGCAAUGCAUAUGUAAUAUAAAUAUAUAGCAUGAGUUAAUUGCUUACAUUCUACAUUUCAAACUUAUAUAAAAGGAAAUGUUUCGAUUUACCGGUACCAAAAAUAUUCGUAAGUAAUGACAGUCUUGCUUACUUGUUUAAGAUGAUUAAUGAUAAUGACAAUGGCAUGAGUUUCAAUUGUCAAUGUCAAUAAUAGUGUAAAUAAUAAAACAAUAAAUUAAAACUAUUUUUAAAAAACCCAUUGACUUUGACAAUAUGAAUAUUAUUAAAUGAUUGUAUAGUAGAUUAUAGGAUAAGGUACUGUACUAUUAGGUUAGGCAAAUGCCUUCAUCAGUAGGGCCUACGCCUACAAUAGCCUACAUCAAAAUAAAAUCAUUGAUUAAUUUGGAUAUUUAUAAUAUCGCCCUGGUAUCCAUGUCACUUUAGCAUGCUCACUUUUCAGAAAUCUAUGUAAACCAAUUUUUUAAAAUUUUUCUUAAAUGAUUUUUUAUCAUUUACAAUGCCCCUCUAAGAUACCCCGGUAGUUCAUUCCGUGUAGGCCGAUAUAAUAAUAAUAUAUACAUAAUGAGCUCUUUUCUUACAUUCAUUUUCAUUUCUAACUAGAUUCUAAGUAAUAUACAAGGGUAGUAGUGACUAAUAUAUAUAUUAUAUAUAUAUAUAAUUAUAUAAUAUAUAUACUUGACUUAUAUUGUUAUAUCUGAAAUUAGCAUUAUUUAACUGUUAAAUUGUUAGAAGAAAUAUGCAGCCUUAAUAAAUCAUAUUUUCAGCUAGAUAGAGUAUCGUCAGGGGGAAAAUGGGGAUAUUUAUUACUGCCCAUAGUGCCAUAGUAUAGUUUUUAUGUCUGGCCCACUAUUCUUUUUUUUUUUUUAAUUGAUUUAGUAGAUGGCAGUCCUUAAGUUUACCAUCUCCUCAUUCAAGAAAUACAUAUCCGGUACAUAUUUCAAACAAUACACUGGCCUUUGUAUCCAAGUAACAUGCUUAGACUACUGGUCUGUCACAAACAAUACACUGGCCUGUACUGUGUAUCCAAGUAACAUACUUACACCACUGGCCUGUGUAUCCAAGUAACAUGCUUAGACCACUGGCCUAUGUAUGUAUCCAAGUAACAUGCUUAGAUCACUGGCCUGUGUAUCCAAGUUUGUAAAAUAGGUAGGAAAAAUAUUACCGGUAUUUAUCUUUUUAUUUCAAUCUAUGCAGCUUUUGGCUGUGUUAAAAAAGUGAGUGUAUUUGUAUGCUUAAAAUUACAUUUGUUACUAAUUAUUCAUUCAAUUAGUAGUUUUUUUUAACACCUGAUAUUGUUAGUAUGGUAAUUGAAAGGUAUCCAGUCUCAGGUGUAGGCGAUACGAGGGGGGGGGGGCAAUGUCAAGGAGCAAGGAUGAUUAUAUAAUUUUUACUAAUCAAAUUUGAUUUUUAUUACUACCGGUAUAUGAUUAUAAUUUUGCUACUUAUUUGCUUUUCAGAUCUUCUGACGAAUACUUACAUAAAGCUUCAGUACAACACUUUACUUCAUCGAUGUUUUUCUGAAAACGGAAAUGUAAAAACUGGCGCUAGAAAAGGAAAGACACCAGCUGGUAAAUUCGAUGAACCAUUGGAAUUGAAAUCAGAAGAGAGGGAGCCUCAAGGAGAAAAAGAACCCUUGGAACGAUUCCCAGACAAUAAAAAUCCAUUAACAGGAGAAAUAGGUGGACCUAGAGGUCCUGAGCCUACUCGAUAUGGAGACUGGGAAAGAAAGGGGAGGGUGACAGACUUUUGAUUUCUAUUAAAUAUUUUUGGCAAGUUAAUAAAACUGAGUUUAAGUUUAACAUUUAAUGAAAUAUAUAUUCAUUUAGCGAGAGUGGUUGGAUUUUUGCACUGUAAUUUAUAUUUAAUGUAUACCGGUAGUUGUAUUUGUUAAAACUUUUUAAUUUGUUUUUGACAUGCAAUAAUGGAAUGUAAAUCUAACAUUAUUAUUAACAUUCAUGUUUGAAGUGUGCUGUUAUUUUUCAAGCAGAAUAAAGUAGUUAUUAAAAAGUAAACAAAAAUCUUUAAAUAAUUUUUCAAAAAAUUUUUUUUAAAUUAUUUAAAAAUGCUCUAACUCUAACAAGUACAAAUAAUAUAGUUCUGUUGUUAACCUAGCUUUACUUUUAAUAUUAUCCAAGUCAUAUCAUAUUAAAACAAAAAUGUGCUGUUGUUAACCUAGCUUUACUUUUAAUAUUAUCCAAGUCAUAUCAUAUUAAAACAAAAAUG